Molecule: messenger RNA, 768 nt
Organism: Hypoxylon fragiforme
Lineage: Eukaryota; Fungi; Ascomycota; Sordariomycetes; Xylariales; Hypoxylaceae
Exons: 2
Coding region: 110-376 (88 amino acids)
Source: RefSeq, a predicted model, not a curated record
CAUUACAUACAUACAACAAGAGAAGACGACGCACCACUAAAAGACUCCAACAACUACUACAUACUACAUACCGUCACAACCAAAGUACUCAUCCAAGUACAUAGCCAAGAUGCGAUUAGUCGGUAUUGUCGCAAUGGCGGCGAUCCUGCCGGGCUCUUUUGCGACUCAAAAGAGCAUUUCCAUUCAAUCAAGCAGUAUGAAGAUUGAGGAUGCGCCAGGAACAAUGGUUUCCAAUGCUGUUCUGGUCAACUGUACCGAAGACCUGACACGGGCUCCCUCAAAACCAGUGGCAACCACUCUUGCCGAAAAACCAGCCUGGGAAGCUUCCGUUAUGGGUCUGGUCGUCUUUUCCGCCGCUGGCCUGUUUUUACUGUGAAGCAUAAGUGAUUUGAUUUGGGAUUGGGAGGCCAGGAGCAUUGCAUUGGCGUUUACGGGCAUACGAUCAUGAGAGCAUUAAGGAAUAAUGUUGGGAUAGCUUCCCAGUGGAAUAGGGGCGUUCUUGUCAACUUCGUUGCAUUUUGGGGAUACCCUAGUCUGCUUCUUUUCAAUACCACCAUCUCGCCCUGUCGCGGACCUGUCUACCUGAAAUGGGCCAUGGAUUUAAAUGCGCAUUUUGCGUACCAGAAAACAUUGCUUUGUUUUCUUCUAGUAUCCUAAAUGCCCCGCAUGGUGGUUCUUAAAUGUAGUUAUACCUAUUAGGUACCUAGUUGUGCAUGUUGUAGGUGGUACCGUAAUCUUUGAUGGCAUGGGGCCACUGCUGAGAUUCAC